Messenger RNA from Salvia miltiorrhiza (redroot sage), 793 nucleotides. RefSeq lists its product as uncharacterized. The record is from RefSeq and is a predicted model, not a curated record. Bases 60 to 377 code for a protein of 105 amino acids. NCBI's taxonomy places the organism in Eukaryota, Viridiplantae, Streptophyta, Magnoliopsida, Lamiales, Lamiaceae. The transcript has 2 exons.
CACCACGUUGUGCAAAUCCACACUCCAAUAAGAAAAUCAGUGUCCUCCUUAUUUCCAAGAUGUACGAAAGCAAGAAAAUGGCCCCUCAUUGUCUGAUUCUCUGCUCUGUGGUUCGACGUCUAUGGAAGUCCUCCCCUUGGUGGAAGUGGCUUAAGGAUUGCUCUCACAUGUCUAUGCGAGAUAUCUUUUUUAAGGUUGCUGAUGUGGUGGAUGAUAGUGAGCUUGAUCUGUUCUGUGUCUGCCUUUGGAGGCUCGGGGUUUGUGUGAUGCGGAGAACCGCAGCCUUCCCAGGGAAGGAGAUUGUCGCUGGGUUCCGCCUAAGCGGACCUACCUGCGUCUUGAUGUGGAUGUGGCGAGGAAAGAAGGGGGCUGUGUAGCUGGGGUUGGAUGCAUUGUCCGCAACUGGAGAGGCGAGCCUAUAAUGGCUGUAGCGCAGCAGAUCGGGAGUACCACUUCUGCUCUAAUGGGAGAACUACAAGCUAUGGUGAUUGGUAUUGGACAUUGCCUUCAUAGAGAUCUUGGUCCUGUUAUUGUCUUUUCCGACUCUCUCCUAGCGGUUCACGUUGUUCAUGAUGAGAAAGUGAGUGCCGACUUUAUGCGAUGAUUUGAGCGAGACUUUUGCUUUUGCUCGCGAGGCUUGUGUGGUGGAUUUCCGCCAUGUUCGUAGAGAGGCUAAUUGUGUAGCCCAUUCUUUAGCGAAUUUCGCUAUUUCUUGUGCCUAUGUAAGGAUUUGGGAGUCAGCUUUCCCGAGCUGGCUUCUCGGCUUGAUUCAUCGGGAUUAUCAUUAAUAUAG